This is a messenger RNA of Alexandromys fortis (reed vole), 8121 nucleotides long. RefSeq names its product LMBR1 domain containing 2 (gene Lmbrd2). The record is from RefSeq and is a predicted model, not a curated record. NCBI's taxonomy places the organism in Eukaryota, Metazoa, Chordata, Mammalia, Rodentia, Cricetidae. Gene Ontology annotation, biological process: adrenergic receptor signaling pathway. The coding region runs from base 252 to 2336 and encodes 694 amino acids. The transcript is spliced from 18 exons. Gene Ontology annotation, cellular component: membrane.
CGGAGCUCAGGCUGACUGGGAAAUGUCAGCCGAUUGACUGGGUGAGGGUUUUUCUUUUCCCCGCGCCCACAGGCCUUCGGGUGACCACCGCUGCAGUCGCCUCGGACCGUGUGUCUCCGACGCCGACACACUGCUGCGGACGCGAAGCUUCUCAGUCCCUUCCGGGCCCUGUCUAGAGAGAUCCGACGUGAAGAGAUACGGUCCAGAGCUAUGCACGGAUCACUGUAGUUGGCGAUUGUGAGCAUUCAAUAAUGAGUGGAGCAGCUUUAGGACUGGAGAUUGUUUUUGUCUUCUUUCUGGCACUGUUCCUCCUUCAUCGAUAUGGAGACUUUAAGAAACAGCACAGGCUUGUAAUCGUUGGAACACUGCUCGCUUGGUAUCUCUGCUUUCUUAUUGUCUUCAUACUGCCGCUGGAUGUUAGUACGACAAUAUAUAACCGAUGCAGACAUGCUGCUGCAAAUUCCAGCCCUCCUGAAAAUAGCAAUGUUACGGGAGUGUAUGCAGCUGUCACCCCAGCUCCAAGGCAACAUCCAUGUUUCAAGCCAUGGAGUUACAUUCCAGAUGGAAUCAUGCCAAUUUUCUGGAGGGUAGUUUAUUGGACAUCACAGUUUUUAACGUGGAUUCUGCUACCUUUUAUGCAGUCAUAUGCAAGAUCUGGAGGCUUUUCCAUUACUGGAAAGAUAAAAACAGCCCUGAUUGAGAAUGCAAUCUAUUAUGGCACUUACUUGCUGAUAUUUGGAGCAUUUCUAAUUUAUGUGGCUGUAAACCCACGUUUGCAUUUAGAAUGGAACCAACUUCAGACUAUAGGGAUAGCUGCUGCCAACACAUGGGGUCUGUUUCUUCUUGUGUUGUUAUUGGGGUAUGGCUUGGUGGAGAUUCCUCGGUCAUACUGGAAUGGAGCCAAAAGGGGUUAUCUACUCAUGAAGACUUACUUUAAGGCAGCCAAACUGAUGACAGAGAAAGCAGAUGCAGAAGAGAACCUGGAGGAUGUAAUGGAGGAGGUUCGUAAAGUAAAUGAAAGCAUUAAGUACAACCACCCAUUGAGAAAAUGUGUUGAUACAAUACUUAAAAAGUGCCCUACAGAUUAUCAGGAAAAGAUGGGUAGAAAUAUGGAUGAUUAUGAAGAUUUUGAUGAAAAACGUAAUACCUACCCAAGUGAAAAAAGUUUGGUAAAAUUGCAUAAACAGGUCAUUUAUUCAGUUCAAAGGCACCGUCGAACUCAAGUGCAAUGGCAAAUUCUUUUGGAACAGGCAUUCUAUCUAGAAGAUGUAGCAAAAAAUGAAACUAGUGCAACUCAUCAAUUUGUUCACACCUUUCAGUCACCCGAGCCAGAAAAUCGAUUUAUCCAAUAUUUUUAUAAUCCUACAGUUGAAUGGUACUGGGAAUGCCUGUUGCGUCCAUGGUUUCACAGGAUCCUUGCUGUGGUUUUGUCCAUCUUCUCAGUGAUUGUUGUGUGGUCAGAGUGCACCUUCUUUAGCACGACUCCUGUCUUAUCUCUCUUUGCAGUCUUCAUACAGCUGGCAGAAAAAACAUACAAUUAUAUUUAUAUUGAGAUUGCUUGCUUCCUUUCCAUCUUCUUCCUAAGUAUCUGUGUUUACUCUACGGUGUUCAGGAUUCGAGUAUUUAAUUACUACUACUUGGCUUCACAUCAUCAGACUGAUGCCUACAGCCUUCUUUUCAGCGGCAUGUUAUUUUGCCGUUUGACUCCCCCUUUAUGUCUUAACUUCUUGGGAUUGACACACAUGGAUUCAUCCAUCUCUCACCAGAAUACCCAGCCAACUGCAUAUACAUCUAUCAUGGGUUCCAUGAAAGUUUUAUCCUUUAUUGCAGAUGGAUUCUAUAUAUAUUAUCCUAUGUUGGUGGUAAUUCUCUGCAUUGCUACGUAUUUUAGUUUGGGAACCCGUUGUUUGAAUCUGCUUGGUUUCCAGCAGUUCAUGGGAGAUAAUGAUAUGACAUCAGAUCUAGUUGAUGAAGGAAAAGAAUUAAUCAGACGAGAGAAAAGAAAAAGACAAAGGCAAGAGGAAGGUGAAAAUCGAAGAAGAGAAUGGAAAGAACGUUAUGGACACAACAGAGAAGAUUCCACUAGGAACAGAAAUGUUCAUCCUGACCCCAAAGAAUCGAAUUUCUCAGAUACUGCUACCAAUUGGUCAUCCAAGUACACCAGGGCUAAUAACAGGACUGAAAGAGACCGAAUAGAACUUCUCCAGGAUGCAGAACCUUUGGAUUUUAAUGCAGAGACAUUCACUGAUGAUUCUCUGGAACCUGAGUCAGGAAGGUAUCAACCUGGUGGACGAUAUCUCUCCAUGUCUUCCAGCAUAAUAUUUGAAGAUAUCUAAAGUUCGAAGAAAUUCAUGGCUCAAGUAACCAAGGUCAUCGCAUCAGCCCAGCCUUUAUGAACAUGAUUGUGCCCUACAAUUCCUCUAUCCUGUCUGUGAAUAGUAAGGAUAACAAAAAUGGCACUGACAACAGAUCACAUCUUAAGAACACUAGGUUAUUUGUUGGCUAGAGUGUCAUCCUUUCUGAUAGGACUUAUUGCUUACCGUCUGAAGUGUCUGCCUCACAAGUGAGUUAAGUGGAAGGGUUUAAUUCAUGAUAAACAGAACACAGCUGGUUUCAAGUUGAUUUUUUUCCAGGAGAGUUCUUUUAAAGUCCAAGGAAGCCAGAAUUUUAUAAAUGUAAUUUAAUUUGUUCAACCUACAUUUCCCAAAGAAGUGAAAGUGAACCGAGACCUCAGCUAAUUACUGUAUUUACAAAACCCAUGUCUUAAGAUAAGGCUUUCUUAUUACACACAACUGAAUGUAAACAACUCUACUUCCGAUCUGUAUACAAAUUAGUGGAAUUUUGCAUGUAAAAUUAGGAUUAUUCUUCAGUUGAUGGUGUUAGUGUCUUUAGCAUGUGUAUUCUAACUGGGUGAUGUGGUAUUCUUUUCAUUCUUUGUGGUAACUGGAUCUUUUUAUGGUUUUGAUAUUAUUGCUUUGUAAAAGAUUUUUAUUUCAGAGAAAAAUAUUCACCUUUAGCAUUUAGCAUAAUGACUUGACACUGACCAUUCCAGCCAAAAAAAAUCAUAAAUAUUAAUGGUGAAUUAUUUAUUUCCAAAGAGAUCCCCAAAUGAUACCUGUUAAUACUUUUUAAAAAGAAAAUGUUUGGCUAUUCUGGCUAUUCAGAGGUAAAAAGAAAAAUAAUCUAUUUGUAAUUAUUGCUAACACUAAAAUUAUAGCUUAGGAAAAUCAGAAAAAUGUAUUAGAAUAGAAAUAUGUCAUAAUAAUUUCCUUGCUAAACAUGGUUAUUAUUUUAAAUUGGUUGUUUCAACCUUUGCAUUUAAGCCAAAGUUGGGUAUUAUGUUUUAAAGAGCCAGUGUUUUAUUGUAACGUGAACAUGGUUGAGUGCAUCAUGUUUGCAGGUAUUGUUUUAUGGUCCUGAAAUAUUUGUCUCUUACAGAAUCCAUUCUAUGUGAAUAACCAGACUUGAACUUUUCCAGACAGUCUUGCACCUGUUUUCCUUGCAAUUGUUCCUAGUGUUCAAGUGUUAUAUUGCCAUGUGUUCAGAAUGUAGUUCUAUGUAGGUACUGAAAGGGAGGGCAUAUCAUCCUCAUUAUUUUUCUUUUUUAAUGGUUGCAUUUUUGAUAACCUUUCAAAUAGAUCCCCCUUUAAACAAUUAUCAGUAGAUAGAUUUAUUCUGAAUUGAAGGUUGCAUCGCCUGCUUAAUUCAAGGACACAUAAUGCAUAUAACCUUUUACUGUGUAGUGAGGCCAGAGGGCAGCUGACCAGAUAAUGUAAUGCUAUUCAUAAUUUUAUGAUUGGUUCCUGGAAUACCUUGGGCAGAUCAUGGAACCUUUCGGUGCCUCAAUUUCUUCAUUUUCAGAAUGAAGGACAUUUGCUACUUACCUACUGAUCUACCUCACGAAACUGUUGUGAGGGGGUUAGGUUGAUGAUUGUGUGCUGGGGUUUCUCCUGGGCUAUUUUGUUUGUUUGUACUUUUCUUUGAGUAGUCCUUUGAAGGUGAAAGGGAUGAUUAUCACAGUAAGUAGGGGUCUUUGAGAAGAUUUGAAGCCCCCGAAGCAAAAUGAACUAAUUUGUCUAAAGAUGCUGAAAUAGUUUCAUCAUUUGUUCUGUGGAUUUACUUUAAAAUAAUUUUCCUUAAAUACAUUUUUUGUUAAUUUUUUUUCUUAAUACUCAGAUGCUGUUGUUGGAAUAGAAGGAUAAAAAGAGAAGAAAUGUCCAACUUUACAACUGACUUUGCUAAUGCACUAAACAAAUUGAUAGGAAUGUGUUGGUGUUUUCCUUUAAAGUUACAGUAAUAGAAACAUAGGUGUAUAGAUACAUAUGUAGAUAUGUAUACAUAUCCUUCACAAAUACUGGGUUUCGUUAUGGCUUUUGAGUUAUUUCCACAGUGAAUUUUUAUUGUUUCUGUGAUCCAGAGUGUGUUCACAUUUUUUUUAUUUAGUUUAUUUUUUUUAGUUGUUGAAAAAAAAUUUCCGCCUCCUCCCCCUUUCCCAUUUCCCUCCCCCUCCUACCACACAUCGCCUCUCCCCUCCCCCCUCCUCUCCCCCUCCCCCCACUUCAUCCCCCCCUCCCUCUCGAGACUGAAGAGCAGUCCAGAUUCCCUGCCCUGCGAGAAGUCCAAGGUCCUCCCACUUCUAUCCAGGUCCAGGAAGGUGAGCAUCCAUCCGAACGCGCUAGGCUCCCACAAAACCAGUUCAUGUAUUAGGAUUGAAACCCAGUGCCAUUGUCCUUGGUUUCUCAUCAGCCCUCAUUGUCCGCCACAUUCAGAGAGUCCGGUUUCAUCCCAUGCUUUUUCAGUCCCAGUCCCGCUGGCCUUGGUAAGCUCCCAAUAGAUCAGUUCCACUGUCUCAGUGGGUGGGUGCACCCCUCGUGGUCUUGACUUCCUUGUUCAUGUUCUCCCUCCUUCUGCUCCUCAUUUGGACCUUAAGAGCUCACUCCGGUGCUCCAAUUUGGUGUGUUCACAUUUUUAAAGGGUUUCUCUUACAGAAUUUUGUAUGUGACUAUAUAGGAAAGUUACUUUGCUGGGUAAAUUUGAGUUUAGAAGGUAAUGAUUUCAUACUGGAAGACUGAGUUUAUUUCUGAGGAAUUAAGUUAAUAUUUACUAAGAUACUUUGUGUAAACCACUGAUAGUUUGUAUAAUAUUUUUAUUUUUUGAAACACUUAUAACAUGUAAAGAUACAGUACAUAUGAUUUAUGUACAAGAUUUUUUCUUAAAGAAUUAUUUCUGGUACUUUUUAUGUCUUUCUUACAUGUUAAGAAAUAUUUUAUUAGACUUACCUAAAAUUUUGUUUUGUUUUGUUUUUGAGACAAAGUCUUAAGUGGCCCAGGCUGGCCUUGAACUGUCUAUGUAACUGAGGAUGACCUUGGACUUCUGAUCUUUCUCUUCCACCUCUCAAGUUCUAAGAUUAAAGACGUGUGCCACAGCACUUAAAUCAAUAUUUUUAAAUAAUUGUUAGUUAAGAACAUUUAACAAACUAAUAACUCAAAAUAAAUAUUAUAGGAAAAAAAUCUAUAAAUUUCAAUAAUCACUUAUAUGUAUUGUUAAUUUACUUUUUACAACUUCAUAGUCAUUUCAUUAAUUGUACAUUUUUGUACAAUUAUUUUAAAUAAGAACUAAAAUAUAAAUCUAAUCAUAAAUAUUUGCUACUGUGCCACAUUCAUACAAGAGUUUUAGAAUAAUUUCAUCCUACAAGAGGGUCUCAAUUCACACAAAUGGUAAGAGUUAAAGUAUGAAAAGUUCCCAUCAUAAAAACAGAUCAAAUUCAUCUGUCUAAACAUCUAAAGAGAAUUCUUGCUGCUUGGUAUGUUUCUGGCCUCUAUCAUUUAAAUCAUCUGAUUUAAAUCAUUAAAAUUUAAACAUAAUGGGUGUCCAAAUUAAGUGUAGGUGGUAAAGUCACUCAGUUUUUUAAAGUUUUUCUAGCAUGCUAAUGGACAGAUUUCAUUUAUGUUUAUUUACAGACCUCAUUUUAUAUUUUUGAUAGGUUUAAGAAAUGGUUUUGAUAGCAUAUUGAUUACCAUUUUAAGGGGGAAAUAAAACGAAUAGUUACAGUUCCGGUUAUAAAAGUAAGAUUUAGUCUUAGAUUUUGAAUGUCUGAAAAAUCACAAAGAUGAAAGUAUAUUUGUACUAAGAGACAAAACAAGUCCCUGGGAGUCAUAACACUCUUGACUUUUCAAAGUGCAAUGGACUAUGCAUUUAACUUUAAAAGCUAAGAAGUGAAUUUAGGGUUUGCCUCUCUCUUGUGCCUCCCACUCUCUGAGCCUCCCUCCUUUCCCACCUCUUUUUAUCAUUUGAUUUUCAGUAUGCUGACAGAGUUUCCUCUCUUGUUUGUUUUAUGUACACAGUUGUUUUUGAUGAGCAGUGCACUCAAAAGGAACUACUUCUGAUUUAAAAUCCCAUUACUUGAAAUAGCAGUAUUGUACCUAAGGAGUAAAACAGGCUGCUGAACCAGUGGACAGUGUCUGAAUAGACAUGUGCUGUGUACUAGUUCAGUGCACUUUCUUCUAGGGGACAAAGGAGGGCACUGCAGAAAAAGUCAUUUUCACUGUAAAAAAUUGUGUAUUUAUCAUAAAAAGGAACUCAUAAAAUGUUCAUGUUUAACAAUGGAACAAAGGUUUGCAGGAGGCUUUGUGGGCUUUUUUUUUUUUUUUUUUUGUAUAGUACUUCCAAAUCAGUUGCUUUUUGUAGCUAGAGAUUUGGAAGACGAGGCAGGUUUAGCCCCAUUUCCAGCUCCUGGAUCCCAGCCCUGUGGUGCAGGCACUACCCUCCUUUCCACUGCCAUGGAGCCAUGCUCUCACCUUUAUUUGCUUCCAUAUUAGCCAGCAUAACAACAACAACAGCAACAAAAUUUCAUUUUUAAAGGAUUUAUCCAUUGAGAUCAGGUGAGGUAUUGCUAUAAUUUAAAUUUUUCUUAAUAAAGUAAGACUUGGUAUAAUUCUGCAUUCACUAUCCUAAAAGAUGUUUUGGUUUCUUCCCCAAAAACCUUUUCUUUUGCAGGUAUGUUGAUUACAAAUAAUUUUGUAAAAGAAUUUGACUGUGUUUGGUGCAAAUGAGUAGGAAGAGUAGCUGGCUAUGGCAGACAUACAUGGAACAAGUGCACAGCAUGCUAAUGUGCAGAGCUUUGGAGUUGGUAGUACGGCAUAAGUCUUCUGUCUUUAGCAAAAGAAUACUGGCUAGCCUCUUCCCUGUUUGGCAUGCCAAGCUGUAGGGAAGAGACUGUGUUAUUUAUUUAUUUUUUAAAACAAUCCAAUGGAUUUGUUUUUCUUUGUAUUUUGGGAACAACUUGAAGGAUUUUUAUCAUUUUAGAAGAUAGAGAAUAUGUAUAUCUAUCUUUUAAAUACUAUAACCUAAUAUAUAUAUAAAUUAUAGUAUUAAAAAGGACAAAUAGCUCUAAUUAUUGAUGUUAUUUCCUGGUAUUUAAUUUUUAUAAAUGUUUUUGUAAGUAAUUGUAGUAUUGCUUUUAAAUAGUUUUAAAGUCAUCCAUAAAUAAGUUCUGACCCAACAUACUGCCUUAGUACAGUAUUCUGAAGUACAGUACUCUGAUGUGAAUCUGAAACAUGCCUGCAUUUCCUUCAUUUCUUCGUAUGUAUGUAUACAUAUACCAGUUCCCAGGAAAAGCAUACAAUAAGCCUAAUUUCUACAUUGCAUUGAUAAAGAGCUUGGUAUUUUGCCUUCAUAUAAUUCAAUUGUCUAGAUGAAAUAGAACAUAAGUCUUUUCAAAUUGUAUUCAAUCACAAUUUUCAAAAUGGUAACUUCAUUUUUGGGAUGCAUGAUGCCAAGAUUAUCUUUAAUCAGCUUUUAUUACUGGAUGUGUAAGAAUGGAUGUUUUCCUACCUGGCCAGUAGGUUGUAGAUUAAACUAUUUUUCUGUAGAUUCCCACUACAUUUUCAAAUCUAUAUUUGGAAAAAACUAUAAAGUGCUAUUAGUAAGUAAGUUAGCAUCUUUGGCCUUAUCUAUGCAUAAUGUUCUUUAGUUUGAUUUUGACAAACUCAUUGACUCACAAUUCCUUUGUAGUAUUGUAACUGACUGUGAUGUAAUGAAUUUUUCAAAGUGUUUAUAUGAUUCAUUAUUAAAAAAUAGGAUAUUAUAUAGCUUUGCAUGAAAUAAACUACAUUUCUUUGA